AUGCUUGAACCUGUUAAAAGAACAAACUUCAUUUAAGACCAAGCAAGAGUAAGCAAUAAAUUUAGAAACAAUUAGAAUGAAAAAAGUGCUAAAAAAGAUAAUGAAUCGCCACCUUUAACUUCAGUGAAUAAUUAAAAUCAUCAAUAAUUAUCAUCAUCCUCAUCAUAAAAACAAAAUGUAGAUGGUUUUUCUAUACUUUAAAGAUUUUAGAUUAAAGGAGGAAACAUCAAGCAAAAUUUAUAGCAUUUAGAGUUAGUAAAAACCCACUCAAGUCAAACGAGCAAAAGCAACAACAAUUUAUCGUGCUAAAAUUCAAAUAAGCUGCUGCAGGAUCCUUUUACUCCAAAUUAAUCUAAAAUAUCAUUUGGAAAUCAUAGAAAAAGUGUAAGCACUCUGACUGGCACAAGUGGUAGCACUAAAGGCUUAAUGCAAUAAAAACUAAACGAUUUUCUAUUUUAUCAAAAUUCUUCAUCUCAAGCAAGCACAGCUGCAAAGCUCAUCCAAUCAGAUCAGCAGUUUUUUUCUUUUAAAAAUAGUUCCUAUCUUGGUAAUAAUUUAAAUUAAGGAAAUGAAAAAAGAAACUUAGCUCAUGAAAAUCAGAUGAAUUCCUCACAAAAAUAUUUGUGCGUUCCAAAAACUGCAGAAAGUAGAAACAGAAUAAGUUAAACAAAUCUAACUUCAAAAGUUACAUAGGCGUAAAUAGAGUAAUAUCUAAGUAAUACUGAGCUUUUAGAUAGAGCAGAAGGAAAGUCAUUUAAAUUUUUCAAUUCAAAGAAUAAUAAGUUCGACUUUGUAGGAAGAAGCUAAUCUCUAGUUUCUUCUUAAAUCCUCAAUUAAGAAACAACCUUAAGUAAUAAAGUGUAAAUAGACUGUCUCAAUCCAUACACUCUAACAGCUACAAAAAAUGAAAGUCUCUUUUUUUCUUCCCAUAACUUCUACUAUUUUGUAAUACCAAUCAGAUCAAAGCCAUCACCUUUAAAGCUAACUGUAAAAAUAAAGAACGCUUCUGAAGCAUCUCAAAAUAAAUUAAAAGGAUUUAUUUCUAAAACAGCAAAUAGACCAAAUACUUUUAACUCAGAUGACGAAUUUGAUGGAAGAUCUUAUAAACUUUAUGCAGAAGGAGGAAAGAAAAUGUUUCAUAUCGACACUGUGUUUUUGUCACUCUAUCCAGAAGUUGAUAUGACUGUGUAGGUUUAAGUUAGCUUUGGUGAAUAAAAAAUAUAAAUGAAUGAAGCUUACCAGAAAUAUAAAAAAUAAAAAAUGAAAGCAAUUGAAGAAGCAAAUCAAAUACAAAUGCAAUAAACUAAAGAAAGAGAAAUGAAAGUCCAAGAAAGCAUUUAAAAUGAAUAACAAAAUAAAGAAAAGCUUUUAUUGUUUCACUCAACCAACACAUCUCCAAUUCAAAGUAUGAAAAACUUAUCGUUGAUAAACAAAUCUGAAAUUAUGCAAAAGGACAGAAAAUUUAUUAUUCAAAGUCAAGAAGGUAAAAAAAGAAAAAAUAUUACCUAAUUCAAUAAGUUUAAUAUGCCUGAUAUGUUUGAUAAAUAUUAAAAAAUGCUAAAACAGAAAGAAGAACAUGAAACUAAAUAAUAAGAAGUUUAAGAAAGGAAAAAUUAAAUGUUUUAAGAAAAAUGCUAAGAAGUUGAAGAAAGGUUUAGAAUAAGUUGUUUAAAAUCUAUUUUUCAAAUAGAAAAAAAGAAAAUUAUUGAAAGAAACUGUAAAUAUCAAUUGUGGUAGCUAGUAUGGAUUAAACUAAUCAAGUCAAUUAUCUUCCUUAAAUUUUUUGCAGAAAAGCUUCGUGCUAAAAUGAUAAAAAAGCAAAUACAACACAGAGCUAAAUUUAUUGCUAUAAGAGCUAUUGCAAAUUGGAUGAUUAAAUUGAGAAAAAUUGGACUCUAUCCAGAAAAAAGAGUUUUGAGCUUGAGCUGUAUUGUUACCAAUAAAUUUGCUCAAAUUCUGCAUUAAAAAUGUGAAAAAAAAGCAGAAAAUAUAAUUUCAAAUUACCUGCAAUAAAGUUCAAAGAUAACAGACUUAAAAACAAAGGGAAUUAGUUUUGUUUAGAGAGUAUUAAAUAUUUAGAAAUAGUGGAGAGAAACCAAAUAAAAAAAGAAGAGAUUCAAAGAGCUUAUUGUACGCUAAUUUUCUAACAAAUACAGUGAUUUGCUUUAUGAAAUCAAAUUGGAAGCUAAAAAGAAACAGGAUCCUUAUUAUCAGCCAAGUGGAUUGGCUCAUUUGAAUAAUGCAAGAAUAACUGACUAUGUUCUAGUUUAUCAGAUAGUGUAAAAUUAUCUUUCUUAACAUUGGCAAAGAUAUGUUUAGCUGUAUGAAUCAUAUAGAGGAUCCAUGAUUAUACUCUAAUAAAUGAGCAUUGAAAACAAAAAGAAUUACUCCAUUUCAGUUGCAAUGAAAAAACCUUUAUUUUUCAAAUUGCCUACUAAUAAUUAAUUAAAGAGUAUGGUAAAAGAAUAUGCAGAAGCAAAAUAAUUAAUAAAUUGA
Messenger RNA from Tetrahymena thermophila SB210, 2496 nucleotides. RefSeq lists its product as hypothetical. The record is from RefSeq and is a predicted model, not a curated record. Lineage: Eukaryota; Ciliophora; Oligohymenophorea; Hymenostomatida; Tetrahymenidae. The transcript is spliced from 8 exons.